This is a messenger RNA of Funneliformis mosseae, 1194 nucleotides long. Lineage: Eukaryota; Fungi; Glomeromycota; Glomeromycetes; Glomerales; Glomeraceae. The record is from the annotation of a GenBank genome assembly.
AUGAAAUUCGGCAAGAGUUUAGGACGAACUAUUGAGGACAUUCCUUCCGAAUGGAGACCUUUCGUCAUUCAGUACAAAACGUUAAAGAGAUCCAAUCCAAUUCAAAUUCGACCCUAUAUUAUUCUAAACUUGGAUGCUCAUGAACAUUCUCCUGAUAUCCAACAUAUUCUCGAAACCACUCACACCGAGUUCACAAGAUGUGAUUCUGGUUCCGUGUCGUCAUUACUUUCCUUGCGCACAACCGAUUCAAAUGAUACGGAAACUAAUUCUGACCCACAUGAUUACGUUACGGACGUCAUUUCUAGCGAUUCCAUUAGUCCACAUCCCGAAUCAAUUGAUCAAUCGCGCAGAAUAACGUAUAUUAAACUUGAAACCGAUGGCGAAUUUUUCAAUACGCUAUUUGAAGAAAUCUCGCAAUUUAAACACCUACAGCAACAAAAACAAGAUGAAUUUGUAAAUAAUAUGGAUCGAUUGCGUGAACUGUUGAUCAAUGUGGCAGAAAUUUUUGUUGGGAACACUGAAUCAGAUCGUAAUGAACGUAGCUGCAAAAACGCUCAAGAUCAAUUCAAAUGGUUUGUUGACGAAUUGUUUAGAACUGAAUUGACUAGUAAAUUCAAAUUAAAUUCCUCGCGAGAAGCCUUUCACGAAUUUUUAAGAAUAAAUAAUGAUUUGAUCGCUAUGAAACAUUUUCAAUCUCUCAACGAAACCGCCAUGUCUAAGAUCCUUAAAAAACACGAUAAACAAACGUGUUUAGCUGCCAGUCCUAGCUUUGAAAAGUUAUUGGAGAACGAUCCAUAUAUUAUCAAAAAUAUGUUUAAAUCUCUGUGUUUUACAAUGAAUAAUCAAUUAUCGACAGUUAUUCCACAACCCGAAGAUCAUACUUGUCCGAUUUGCACUUUAAUUUAUUGGAAACCAAUUCGAUUAAGUUGUGGACACGUAUUUUGUAUAAAUUGUCUUAUUAAAGCUGAACGUAAAGGAAUGCGCAAUUGUCCAAUUUGUCGAUCCAGAGAUUCUAUUUAUAAUGCAAACGCAAGCAAUUUAGAUAAGCCUUUACGGAAUUUUUUAAAACUAUAUUUCCCAAAAGAAGUUAAAGCCAAACAAGCAGAGGUUGAUAAAGAAGCAGCUAAAGAGGAAAUGGAUAUGCUAGCAAGAUGUCAAUUUAGUACUAACAAAUAUGCUUGUUACAUUAUGUAA